This is a messenger RNA of Pollicipes pollicipes, 2194 nucleotides long. Its product is annotated as RING finger and CHY zinc finger domain-containing protein 1. Gene Ontology annotation, biological process: protein ubiquitination; ubiquitin-dependent protein catabolic process. Gene Ontology annotation, cellular component: nucleus. The coding region runs from base 227 to 1114 and encodes 295 amino acids. Gene Ontology annotation, molecular function: ubiquitin protein ligase activity; zinc ion binding. The transcript has 7 exons. The record is from RefSeq and is a predicted model, not a curated record. NCBI's taxonomy places the organism in Eukaryota, Metazoa, Arthropoda, Thecostraca, Pollicipedomorpha, Pollicipedidae.
CAGACUCCCUUUCUUUUGGCCGUACAGAACUCUAUGGUAGGCGAUAUGAAACAGGCCACACGGCAGUUGCGCAAGUCGCAUAUUGCGCAGCUCGCGCUUCCAACAAAAAUAUAGCCCCCAUUGAGGUCUCCACAACAAAUCACGAGUUGUGAAGACCUGCAUCUCAGCAUCAACAUUACAGAUCAAGCUUUCAGAAAACGACUACAGACGUAAAAGAGCAGCUAGAAUGGAAGAAGAGCAAUCAGAUAGUUCUGUGGAGGAGCAGCCUCCCCCAGAACACUAUGGAUGCAAGCACUACAAGAGGAAAGCCAAGUUGGUGGCGCCCUGCUGUGGCAAGGUCUACUCGUGCCGGUUUUGCCACGACGAGGUGGAAGGCCACGAGCUGGACCGGAAGCAGGUGUCCGAGGUGGAGUGCUCGGCCUGCGGAUUCCGGCAGGGAAUACAUCAGAGCUGCAUCAACUGUGAUAUUGUUCUAGCCAAGUAUUUUUGCGAAGUGUGUCGGCUGUACGAUGACGAUAUGAAGCACCAGUACCACUGCGAAGGCUGCGGCAUCUGCCGGGUGGGCGGCCGCGACAGCUUCUACCACUGCAACACCUGCGACAUGUGCCUGCCCAAAAACCUGGAGAACAACCACAAGUGCGUGGAGCGCGUCAGCCGGACUAACUGCGCCGUCUGCAUGGAGGACAUCCACACGUCACGUAUCUCAUCCCACAUCCCGCCCUGCGGCCACAUGAUCCACAAGCCCUGCUUCAAGAUGCUGGUCGACCGCGGCUACUACGCCUGCCCCACCUGCAACGUCGCCAUGUUCAACAUGGACUCGGUUUGGACCAAGCUGGACCAGGAGGUGGUGGAGACGCAGAUGCCGGCCCGCUACCGAAACUGCUACGCCAAGAUCCUCUGCAACGACUGCCAGUCGAAGACGGUCACCACGUUCCACAUCAUCGGCCUCAAGUGCGGCACGUGCGGCUCCUACAACACGGCACGCGGCGACGGCCCGCUCUACAAGCGGAACGCCAAGGAGGAGCUGAUCCCGUUCAGCGAGCUGGACGAGGACGAGCCGGAGGUGCGGCCGCCGCCGGCCGGACCGGCACCCGCCGCCGGCGAGGAGCACUGACCGUCGGCCGGCCGCUCGGGCAGCCAGCCGUCCCGGACACGCCGUCGACCAGCAGCGGCGCCAGAGGCAGCUAAACCGCUCCCGAGUGACAUCUAUUUACACUUUAUAUUGGAUAGUGUGUGUGGUACUAGAGUAGCGGUAAAUCGGCAGUGGACGAUGGGCCGCGUGGAAGCGUGGAGGAGGCCGAAGAAGUAGAGUGCUAGUUCUCUGCGGCCCGAGAUUGCUCCGAAACGUGUUCCUCGCGAUGCCGCAGGCUUUUGCCGUUUUAUUGACUGUCGCAGCCGGUAGAUGUUCAUGGAUAUUGAGUUGCGUCGACCAUGAGAGUGCAAUCGAUCGGGUACCGGUUCGCACCGCCGCGCCUGCGCCGCGCACCGUCGCGUCUGCCAGCGGAGGCAGUCGCUGCGAGCCGGCCUGGACGGCUGAGCUGGGCGGAACGCCGCGGACCAGCGACGGGCAAGGCGUGCCGGGCGGCCCCGGCCGCUCGGAGCCGUGCGUGCCGCUCGGCCCCGGCCCUCCGGACGGGACGUCGGAGACACGGCAGCGCCGCCCGGCCAGGCGUCGUCACGCGCUCACCAGCAACGGCGGCCGGCUUUUAUUCAUUUUGGACAUAAUGAAGUCAAAGUCGGGUCGCCAGCUGUCCGCCGCAGAGUUCUGCUUAGUUUCACCGACUAACCGUUUCGCACUGUAUUGGUUUACUGGGGCCGGUUGGCUGGCGAGGCGGGUCGUUUGGCGUGGCCCUUCCAGCACACGGUAUCGAAGCGACGUGCGCAGGGUUUCGUUCGCGUUUAUCAGUAUGUGACGACCACGACCGCAGUUGUCCCCACGCCGAACGAAAUCGGUUCAAAUGCACUUCAAGGUAAGCCUUUAUUAGCUUUAGUCGAUUGCUGACUCCGUAUUAUUACUUGCACCAUGGAUGAAAUUGUUUUAGUUUGUAAGCCUGUGUUCUUUGCGUUGUACGUGGUGAGCUGAACAUGGUAUUACAUGCACCGCGGGUGAAAUUGUGUUAGUUUGUAAGCCGGUGUACCUUGAGAUGCUCGUGGUGAACUCGGCAAUACAUCAUGGAUCUUAGUGAGUGCCUGC